AUGUCGAACGAUGCAAAAUUCAUGAAAGAUCUUCUGUCAAAGAAGCGCAAGUUGAAGGAGUGCGAAACAAUGGCCUUAACUGAAGAAUGCAGUGCAAUCAUCCAGAAGAAACUUCCUCCCAAGCUAAAAGAUCCGGGUAGCUUCAGCAUUCCUAUAGCCAUAAGAAAUAUCGAAGUAGGAAAAGCAUUAUGUGAUUUGGGAGCAAGAAUAAAUUUGAUGCCAUUUUCCAUAUGCAAGUCUCUCGAAAUCAGAGAGCUAAAACCAACUACAGUUUCUCUCCAAUUAGCUGACAGAUUGAUCAGACGACCUGAUGGGGUUAUAGAGGAUGUUUUAGUAAAAAUUGUCAAAUUUAUUUUUCCUGCAGUUUUUUUAAUCCUGAAUAUGGAGGAAGAUGCAGAGAUUCCUAUACUACUCGGAAGGCCCUUCCUAGCUACUGCAAGAGCAAUGAUCGAUGUGGAGCAAGGGAAGCUGAUGUUGAGGAUGAAUGAAGAGACAUUCACCAUUGAUGUCUUCGAGUCAAUGAAGCAUCCGUCUGAUGGAGGAGACUGUUUCAUGGAGAGUUCCCCGCUUGAGUUAGAGAAAAUCAACGAAGAAACUGAACUUGUUGAUAAAGAACAAGAACCAGUGGUGGAAGAGCUUGAGAAAAAGAAAGAUGACCUCCCUCUUGGAACACUAAAGGUGGAGCUUAAGGAGCCGCCUACAAAUUUGAAAUAUGCUUCCUUUGGUGACAAAAACACUUAUCCGGUCAUCAUCAACGUUGAAUUAACAACCAUGGAAGAAGACAAGCUUCUCAUGGUGUUGAAGAAAUACAAAGCGGCCAUAGGAUGGUCUUUCUCUUAUUUCAAAGGUAUAAAUCCUUCCUUUUGUACUCAUAAAAUUCUAAUUGAAAAUAAUGUUAAACCUGUUAGGCAGCCACAAAGGAGACUCAAUCAAACCAUGAAAAAGGUUGUGAGGAAAGAGGUACUUGUCACAGGAAACUCUUGUGUGAAGGUAGUCACACUAAACAGACCUCAAAAGCUAAAUAGCCUUAACCAUGAAAUGAUUUGUCAGCUCAAAAAGAAUUUAGAGUUGUGUGAGAAUGACUCUUCGGUCAAACUUGUGAUAUUGAAGGGUAACGGAAAAGCUUUUUGUGCUGGCGGUGAUGUUGUAUCAGUAAUUACGUCUGGACUUGCAGGACACUGGACCUAUCCUGCAAGCUUUUACAAGAAACAACUUAUUUUGGACCAUUUGAUUGCGUCCUACAAAAAGCCUACGGUCUCUCUCAUCAAUGGAGUAGUCAUGGGAGGAGGAGCAGGUCUGUCCAUGAAUACGAGAUUCAGGAUUGUGACUGAAAAAGCUGUAUUUGCAAUGCCAGAGGCAUCUAUAGGACUUUUUUCAGAUGUGGGUGCAAGCUACUUUCUUUCUAGGCUUCCUGGCUAUUUUGGGGAAUACUUGGGGCUGACUGGAGCUCGUCUGAAGGGAGCAGAAAUUGCAGAAUGUGGUUUAGCCACUCACUUUGUCACAUCCACGAAGCUAAAUUCACUGGAAAAUGCCCUAGAAGCUGUUACUUCUUCAAAUGUGUCAACAAUUGCCACAAUGAUAGAAACUUUCACAGAGAAAGCUAAUGCAAAGGAAGAAAGCUCCUUUAGAAGAUUGGAGACAAUAAACAAAUGUUUCUCAAAAGGGACGGUGGAGGAAAUAAUUCAAUCCUUGGAAAAUGAAUUAGAAAUUGGAGCAGAAUUGUGGAUCACAGAUGCAUUAAGCUACUUGCGUUCAUCUUGUCCAACGAGCCUCAAGAUUUUUCUUAAAUCAAUCAGAAAAGGCAGGGCACAAAACAUUGAACAAUGUCUUUACCGGGAUUACAACAUUGCUUGCCACUUCUUUAGAAGGACUAUUACCAACGAUUUCUAUGAGGGUUCAAGAGCAAAGUUGUUCGACAAAGACAACAAACCCAAGUGGGAGCCUUCAAAGCUAGAGCUCGUUAAUGAAGAAAUGGUGGAUCAAUACUUCAGAAAUGUCAACGACGAGGAAUGGGAGAGUCUGCAAUUUCCUGAUAGAUCACAUUCCCAGAUUGUAAGCAGGUUGUAG
This is a messenger RNA of Gastrolobium bilobum, 2067 nucleotides long. Its product is annotated as probable 3-hydroxyisobutyryl-CoA hydrolase 3. The transcript has 15 exons. Gene Ontology annotation, molecular function: 3-hydroxyisobutyryl-CoA hydrolase activity. NCBI's taxonomy places the organism in Eukaryota, Viridiplantae, Streptophyta, Magnoliopsida, Fabales, Fabaceae. The record is from RefSeq and is a predicted model, not a curated record. Gene Ontology annotation, biological process: L-valine catabolic process. The coding region runs from base 1 to 2067 and encodes 688 amino acids.